AUGGAUGGCGCCGACCCAGUCCACAUACUCACUGGGGAGCAACUCUACGACGUGAAGAAGGCGGGGCGUCUGCGGGCGGCUCGCCUGUACCGUGCUCAAUGCCAGCGCGACCAAGCCGUCGCCGACAACCAAGCCGCACGCCUGCGCCAGAGCCUUCGCAAAAUGCCCGGCCGGGUUAUUCGAUUACGAAAGCAUUUGCGCGCUCUGGACGCCCUUCCCACCUCCGUUCGCACCUCCCCCCGCUUCGCCAUCGGGUCUCAGGCCCAGAAGGCUCACGCUCUCCGUCUUGACAAGUUCAAGACUCUGCACAAGCUGCGUGCUGUUGAAGAGAAGCAGAAGGAGCUUGGGGAGAAAUCGAAGCGCAUCAAAGCGUACCUGUUCGCAUUGGAGCGCGAGUCCCACCGUGAUGAAUGGAAGGCCGGCGCCUGGACAGGCCCCGACGCCCCGUCCGACGUCACUGGGGAGACCUCAGACUACGCCGAACUUCAUCCUCCUGACAUGGUGUACGAGAGGAUGGGUUGGCCGGCGUCGGCAUAUAUUCAUCAUGUCAUCAGGAGUGAACGCGCGCUUCGGCGCGCGUAUGAAGCGCGGCGAACACUAAUCGAGGAGGGCUAUGAGUCUGAUUCAACCGACAGGAUGGGCAGCUAUGUCGGCCGCGUUGAGGAGUAG
This is a messenger RNA of Peniophora sp. CBMAI 1063, 669 nucleotides long. The record is from the annotation of a GenBank genome assembly. NCBI's taxonomy places the organism in Eukaryota, Fungi, Basidiomycota, Agaricomycetes, Russulales, Peniophoraceae.